ACUACAGAGGGAGGCGGGCACCAACAGCUGCUGCUCCGGGAGUGCUGGACCUCGGAGAAGGAGAGUCGUUUUCCUAACCGUUGCUUCUAACGGCCCUCAACAUGAGCGACAAGGAUGGGGAGGAGAAGACCCCUCUCCCCCCAGCCCCCAGCCCUCCCGUUCCCGACCCUGCCGCGGUCGACGCGCAUCCCCACCAGAGCCCGAGGCUCCGCGAGGAACCUGAGGCGUCCCAGGUGAUGGCGACGACCGGUGAGGAAAGCUCGGAGGUCUCCGCGCUGCCACAGCCCCAGCGUUCCGAGGAGGGGGGAGCACGCCGGGAGCCCGGGGCCUGGGGCCUGACCCCUCAGGCCCUGGUCGCCGGGGAUCACUGUUACGUAGCCUCCAAUGUGGAGCCGCUCCCCGACUGCCCCGAAGCCGUGUCGGCGGCCGUGGCAGCUUACUGCCGCCUGAGGAGAGUCGGGCAGCGCGGCUUCGGCGGAGACUGGGCCCGAGGAGGCCGUGGCGCCGAGAGGUCGGGCUUCGGGGCGGCGAGCUCGGCCGUGGAGGAGGAGGGCGAGGAGGGGGCCCAGGGAGGCGUGAAGGAGGAGGUGGAGGGAGAGGAGAUGGAGGUCGGGGAGAACCCCGCGGGGGCUGCGGGAGACGUGGCGGGGAUUAACGGACCCGCGCCGGUCCUCCGCUUCCGACCGCUGCCGAUGGAGCGGCGGAUGAACCCCCUGGAGGCCAUCCAGUUGGAACUGGACACGGUCAACGCCCAGGCCGACAGGGCCUUCCAGCAUCUCGAGCAGAAGUUCGGGAGGAUGCGUCGCCACUACCUGGAACGGAGGAACUACAUCAUUCAGAACAUCCCGGGCUUCUGGAUGACGGCCUUCCGCAACCACCCGCAGCUGGCCCCCGUCAUUAGGGGCCAGGAUGCGGACAUGCUAAGGUACGUCACCAACCUGGAGGUGAAGGAACUCAGACACCCGAGAACGGGCUGCAAGUUCAAGUUCUUCUUCCGACGCAACCCCUACUUCCGAAACAAGCUGAUUGUGAAGGAGUAUGAGGUCCGGAACUCUGGCCGGGUGGUCUCUCUCGCCACGCCCAUCGUCUGGCGCCGGGGCCACGAGCCCCAGUCCUUCAUUCGCAGAAACCAAGGCAUGGUCUGCAGUUUCUUCACUUGGUUUUCCGACCACAGCCUUCCCGAGUCUGACAAGAUCGCCGAGAUCAUCAAGGAGGAUCUGUGGCCAAAUCCACUGCAAUACUACCUGUCUCGUGACGGAAUCCGCAGGCCCAGACGUCGCCCCAUCCGGGAGCCAGUGGAGAUCCCGAGGCCCUUUGGGUUCCAGUCUGGUUAAACGUCCACCCUGGAAAUGCUGUACGAAAUCCCCGACCACCUCGUGCUGGACCUGUGCUUACAUCAGAAAUGGGUAUGACUCCCCCCUCUCCACACUCCAUCCUUCUCUGAUAUAUCUGUGACCAUUUCUCUCAACUUCCGAAUUGAGACCUUCCAUGGAGACGAUUUUCCUCUUCCUCAUAGCCUUCGUAUUAUUCUGCUUUGCUAUCCCAUGCUGCAUUAUCAUCGCCGAGCAAAUGAUACUGUAUAUUGCACUGCUUUUAUCUGCUCUGUUUGGACCGUUUCCAGGACUUUCUGCCUCUUGCUUACAACUUGCAACCUGAAACUCUGACUUUUUCUAGGAGCUUCUGUACACAUUUUGCCAUGCAGAUAUAUAGCCCGUGGACAGUUGGUGGGCGUUAAUGGUAUGGAGGGAGAGCAUCACUGUACCCUUUGGUUUAUAUGAAUCUAUUGUUCCUUUUUUGUACCUCUGGUCACCUAUUGCUUCCUGUUACUGUUAUCUUUCAAACUGUUGUCAGCCCCAUUGUUUGGUUUCUGGUAAACAAUCUCAAAAACUGGUCUGUGGUGGACACAGGUUUUCUCUCAGCUCACCAAAAAAAAAAAAAAAAACCAAAAAACCAAACCCAAAACCAUACCUCUACCCCCUCAUUUCUUCCCGUCUUUCUCCAUCUUCUAGGAAUUUUGUUAGGAAAGUAAUUGAAGUGAUAUGGUGAACUCAGCCCUCAAGGCAAAGUUAGGAUGGUGGCUGUUCUAAAUCCAGGUACCUUUAUGUACCUCCUCUCUUUCUGAACAAAGUUAAGUACCAAACGGGCAAUUCCAGUUCUCAAAAACAAACAAAAAACCACAACUUUUCAUUUUUUCCUGGCGAUAGGUUGUACUGUAAAAUAGGUUGCUAUAACACUUAAAUCUGCCUUUUAUCUCUGCCCUUCACCUUCUUUCAAAACACCGUGGGGGUUUAAAAGAAGAUCUAGAUGUAAUGAAAAGUGAUAGUUUGAAACAGGUAGGCUAACUAAAGAGAAUGUGGUGGUUUCUUCAAACAGGAGAAACAAUAAAAGGAUAAAGGUAAAAAUUAGUUCUAAAAUGAGACUUCAUGGAAGACAUUCUUUGUCAGUGGUGAUGGGAGGAGAAAUACUUCCCAGUAUUUCCAUGGGACCAUUGAAGGGAGUUUCAAGGGAAUUGCCUAGAGAAGAGUUUAUUUAAAGAAGUGGCACACAACUUUGGGUGCUUUUGUAUUUAUAUUUGACUUAGUUUGUACAGUAAGUAAAUGAAGACUAACUUUUAUUUCUUUAGCAUUUAGUAAAAUCCUUGACUUUGUAUUUGCUUAGAGGCAAAGGAGCUCUACAGGCUAUAUUGUGCUUUCAGUUGGAAGCAUUUAAAACUUUAUUUUCUUUUGUGAUAGAGACAGAUAUUCAUGACAGCUCUUAAUUUGCUUUUGUUUUUGUUAAAACUAUUAUAUAAUUUGAAUGACUUGUUCUUGACAGAUUCUGAAGACUUUGAAACUUGUCCUUUGGAAAAGUAAUACAGAAAAGGUGUGGCUUAGUUUUUGACUUGAUAAUUUGCUUUUGUAACAAUUCCAUAAUUGACAUCUCUUUUCCUAUACCAUAAAUGCUUGUGGAAUUGCUGUCAAAUUUGAAAAUGUACCAUUGGCAUAGUUGUUUUCCUUAUGUGCAUGAUGGUAAAAUAAAAGCAUGUUAAUCUUC
Sorex araneus (European shrew) is the source of this 3033-nucleotide messenger RNA. RefSeq names its product TSPY like 1 (gene TSPYL1). Gene Ontology annotation, molecular function: histone binding; chromatin binding. Gene Ontology annotation, biological process: nucleosome assembly. The record is from RefSeq and is a predicted model, not a curated record. NCBI's taxonomy places the organism in Eukaryota, Metazoa, Chordata, Mammalia, Eulipotyphla, Soricidae. Bases 102 to 1334 code for a protein of 410 amino acids. The transcript has a single exon. Gene Ontology annotation, cellular component: chromatin; nucleus.